CUCAUCAACUUCCUGUUGUUCCAGGCGUUUAUUCUGUACAUCCACUACAUGCGCGAAAACGCUGAGCGACGACUAUACACACUUCGAGAUCAGCUAAAAAUCCAGUUCCGAGCGACGCAAAAGGCGCAGGUGAACGAGCGAAAGGCGGCGGACUCGAAGCGGCGGCUCACCUGA
Molecule: messenger RNA, 174 nt
Organism: Postia placenta MAD-698-R-SB12
Lineage: Eukaryota; Fungi; Basidiomycota; Agaricomycetes; Polyporales; Adustoporiaceae
Exons: 2
Source: RefSeq, a predicted model, not a curated record